UGGCGGUUCUCUGAAGCCGUUUCCGGUAUCACAAGGCGUUUGGGAAAUGAAGCAAAGAGGGAAGUUGUCUUUGGGAUAUUGUGGGUAAUUGUUAAUCCGCGUUAUACUUUUCAUGAAAGCUGUCAGCUGACGGCAUACUUUUACGAGGUUGACAUCAUCGCGCGCUGAUUUAAGUAAAUAAUGGCUCAGGCUGCAGGAAGACAGAGCUUGCCGGCGACUGAGCUUCCCAAACUGCAGUUUGUUCCUUUUAGUAGUGCCUUAGAUGCGGGCUUUUGGCAUGAGCUGACUCAGAAGAAGCUGAAUGAGUACAAGUUGGAUGAGACUCCAAAAACGAUCAAGGGAUACUACUAUAAUGGAGACCCUGCUGGUAUGCCAGCUCGUUUAACACUGGAAUUUAGUGCUUUUGAUGUGAAUGCCCCAACACCAGCACAUUGCUGCCCUGCAGUUGGAACACUGUAUAAUACCAACACCUUGGAGGCAUUCAAAUCAUGUGAUAAGAAGUUUCUUCUUGAGCAAGCAGCAAAUGAGAUAUGGGAUUCAAUAAAAUCAGGUGAGGCCAUUGAAAAUCCUGUCUUGCUAAACAGAUUUCUGCUUCUGACAUUUGCAGAUUUAAAGAGAUACCGUUUCUAUUAUUGGUUUUGUUACCCUGCACUUUGUCUCCCGGAAGGCAUCCCUUUGGUUCAGCGCCUUGCUACAAGGUUCUCUCCAAUUCAGAUUCAGUCACUUCAGAGUGCUUUUGAUGAACUUUGCCAGAAAGAAGGUCAUACAGCCUUGCCUUGUUUUUUAGUCAAGUACCAUGAGGAUUCAGUUCUUGUGUCCUUGCUUAAAAACUGGGAUAAUUUCUUCCCCGAUCCAAAGCAAACAGUGACACUUGCUGUUUAUGACCCUUGUAACUUUGCCCAGUAUCCAGGAUGGCCACUGAGAAAUUUACUGGUCCUGGCAACACAACAAUGGUAUUUAUUUUUAAAUGCUGAAGUCACUGAGACUUCCUUAAAUGCCCCAUCUAUAGAUUGUCCGAAAGCGGUUGGAUGGGAGAAAAAUCAAAAAGGAAGUAUGGGCCCAAGAAUGGUCAAUCUAAGUGAAUGUAUGGAUCCCAAAAGGUUAGCAGAAUCAUCAGUGGAUCUUAAUCUUAAAUUGAUGUGCUGGCGGCUAGUACCCACUCUUGACCUGGAGAAAGUUGUGUCUGCAAAGUGUCUUCUUCUAGGAGCUGGUACGCUGGGUUGUAGUGUAGCCAGAACAUUGAUGGGAUGGGGAGUCAGGAAGAUCACAUUUGUGGAUAAUGCAAAGAUCUCUUAUUCAAACCCUGUACGGCAGCCACUUUAUGAGUUUGAAGACUGUCUUGGGGGUGGAAAGUCUAAGGCACUUGCAGCAGCAGACAGGCUUCAAAAAAUAUUCCCAGGAGUGAAUGCUGAAGGUUUCAACAUGAGCAUCCCAAUGCCAGGUCACCCAGUGAAUUUUUCUGAAGUCACCAUGGAGCAGGCUCGCAGGGAUGUGGCGCAGCUGGAAAAUCUCAUUGAAAUGCAUGAUAUCAUCUUUUUAUUAAUGGACACUCGUGAAAGCAGAUGGCUUCCAGCUGUAAUUGCAGCUAGCAAGAGGAAGUUGGUCAUCAAUGCUGCAUUGGGAUUCGACACCUUUGUGGUGAUGAGACACGGGCUGAAAAAACCCAAGCAUCAAGAGGUGGGCGAUUCUCCCUGCAAUAACCCUGCUGGAUCAGCGGAUCUUUUAGGAUCGUCACUGUUUUCAAACAUUCCUGGCUAUAAACUUGGUUGCUAUUUCUGCAAUGACGUCGUAGCACCAGGAGAUUCCACCAGGGAUCGGACAUUAGAUCAGCAAUGCACAGUCAGUCGACCAGGGUUAGCCAUGAUAGCAGGAGCCCUUGCGGUAGAGUUAAUGGUAUCAAUUUUACAACAUCCAGAAGGCGGUUAUGCUGUUGCUAGCAGUAGUGAUGACAGAAUGAAUGAACCUCCCACCUCUCUUGGGCUUGUGCCUCACCAGAUUCGAGGUUUUUUAUCAAGGUUUGAUAAUGUCCUUCCUGUCAGUCUGGCUUUUGACAAGUGUACUGCCUGUUCUCCGAAAGUCCUUGACCAGUAUGAAAGAGAAGGCUUUACUUUCCUAGCAAAGGUUUUUAAUUCAUCUCACUCUUUCUUGGAAGAUCUCACAGGUUUGACUUUGUUGCAUCAGGAAACCCAAGCAGCUGAGAUCUGGGACAUGAGUGAUGACGAAACACUGUGAAGGUCCACUCAAUGAAGUGAAUGACAGCCGAC
Gekko japonicus is the source of this 2264-nucleotide messenger RNA. RefSeq names its product autophagy related 7 (gene ATG7). Gene Ontology annotation, biological process: protein modification by small protein conjugation; autophagosome assembly; C-terminal protein lipidation. The record is from RefSeq and is a predicted model, not a curated record. Gene Ontology annotation, molecular function: Atg8 activating enzyme activity; Atg12 activating enzyme activity. Gene Ontology annotation, cellular component: cytoplasm; phagophore assembly site. Lineage: Eukaryota; Metazoa; Chordata; Lepidosauria; Squamata; Gekkonidae.